UAUUUACUGCACUUAUAUAUAUCUCCUAUUUCAAUUAUUUUUUUAUAUAUAAGACCUAAGACCUAUAAUAUAAUAUUUGUUAAAUUAUUUUUAAUUAAAUUGACCCCUAAACGCAACGAUGCAAAUUGUGGCGGAAUGAUUCUGUUUGACGCCCUGAGGCGGAGGCUGAGACCUCUUGUCUACCUCACCACUCUGUCACCAUUACCAAACCCCAAAUGCAUGCUCUUCUUCUCAACGGAUCCCGAAUCCUUCACCAUUUCCUACCUCACCCACUCCUGCGGAUUCUCCCCCGACGCCGCCCUUAAGGCCUCCAGACGCCUCCGUCUGCACUCCCCCCACAAGCCCGACGCCGUCAUCUCCUUCUUCCGCUCGCACGGCUUCUCCCCUUCCCAAAUCAGCCGCGUCUUGACCCGCGCCCCCGACCUCAUCACCUGCAACCCCACCCUCCGGCUUCUCCCCAAGUUCGACUUCCUCUCCUCCAAAGGCGCCUCCCCCGAAGACAUCAUCCUCAUCGUCACCAAGAGCCCCCGCAUCCUCCGCUACAGCCUCCGCAACUACAUCACCCCCUCCUUCCACCUCCUCCGAACUUUCUGCCACUCCGAUCGCAAAGUCCUCUCCGUCCUCCUCGCCUGCCCCAACUUCAUCGGCGACUACCGCGUCUCCUCCAACAUCAACACUCUCCAACUCGCCGGAGUCACGCCUUCCGCCAUUCGCUACCUUCUCUCCACCAGACCCUCCGUCCUCUGCUCCGAUUUGAAAAACGUAAUCCAGGAAGUCAACCAAUUAGGCUUUGACCCUUCCAAAGUCAGCUUCACUGUCGCCUUGCUCGCCAAAAGGGCUAUCUCCAAACCCCUCUGGGACGCCAAAGUUGACGCCUUUAAGAGAUGGGGUUGGUCUGAGGACGAGGUUUUCGCUGCCUUUAAGAAUCAGCCCAGCGUCAUGCUGCGAUCCAUGGAGAAGCUCAAUGCGGUUUUGGGGUUUUGGGUGGGUCGACUUGGCUGGGACCAUUCCGCGCUUGUUGCGUCGCCCACGCUGUUUGCGUAUAGUUUGGAGAAAAGGGUUAUUCCCAGGGCUUUGGUUGUGCAGCAUCUUAUGUCCAAAGGUUUGUUGAAGAAGGGUGCUAGCUUGGUUACACCGUUUUCCAUGCUUGAUGAGGCCUUCCUGCAAAAGUAUGUGAAAUGUUUCAAGGAGGAAACAUCCACACUUCUAGAGCUGUAUCGGGGGAAGGGAACUUGCUAGCAUCAGCUUGUUCGUUUCUUAUGAAUUCUGGGAUUGGGAUGUUGCUUGAAUUUCGACCAUUCUUUUUACCUGUUGGACUCGAGAGCAAGAGGGUAUUCAAAUCAAAUCACAUUUACAAUGUGCUGGCAAUUCAAUCUCAGUCGGCGGAGUAGAUAUGAUGAGAUGUGAGAAAUACUUGUUUGGCCUAGGGUAACUUGGGUCAUUGAAUAGUUAGUCUGAUUAUUUGUAUGCAAAUUUUGUUGUGAAAGCUUUUGAAUAGUUAGUCUUUCUUUUUGUCAUGAAUUUGAAGAAGGGUUAGUCUUCUUACCUGGCAGCUGGUCUUUAGAUUGCUUUGUGUGGAACAAGAAGAUAAUGUGAAUCAUGUUGUUUUGUUUCA
Molecule: messenger RNA, 1615 nt
Organism: Cajanus cajan (pigeon pea)
Lineage: Eukaryota; Viridiplantae; Streptophyta; Magnoliopsida; Fabales; Fabaceae
Biological process (GO): regulation of DNA-templated transcription
Molecular function (GO): double-stranded DNA binding
Source: RefSeq, a predicted model, not a curated record